CUUCUCGUGCUCACGGCGCCAUCCGAUCUCUAGAAGCGACCGCAUCACCGACGAGAUCCAUGGCGGCGGAGAAGCAGGAGGUCACCGCCGGCGCCACGCCGAUGUGUGCCAACGGCUGCGGUUUCUUCGGGAGCGCCGCGACCAAAAAUUUUUGCUCCCAGUGCUACAAGAAUCACGUGAUGAAGACCGCCGUCGUCGCUCCCGUCACCGAGAAGAAGGUCGACGCGGCGCCUGGGCCGGCAGAGAAAGAGAAGCACGAAGGGUCCUCGGGCAGCGCCGCCGUCGCCCAGAAGAUGGUCGACGCGGCGCCAGCAGAGAAGGAGAGCGGCUCCUCCGCGGAGACAACGGGGAAGCACGAGGCGGCCUCCGGCGCCGCCGCCGCCGCGGCGCCCGUCAUGUGCGCGAACGGGUGCAGCUUCUUCGGGUCCGCGGCGACCAAGAACAUGUGCUCGAGUUGCUACAGGGACUUCCUCAAGAACGCCGACGCCGCCCCUGCCACGGCGGAGAAGAUCGAGGUCGCGCCCGAGCAGCCGGCGCCGCCUGAGAUUUCCGCGGCAACUUCUAGCGCGCCGGCAGCGAAGGCGGCGCCGAGCAGGUGCGCGGGGUGCAAGAAGAAGGUGGGGCUGCUUGGGUUUGUCUGCCGCUGCGGUGGACCGAGAGCAGAUCGCCAAGAAGAACCCCCUCGUCGUGGCGCCCAAGAUCAACAAGAUCUGAUGCAGACGGAGACGAAGAAGAACCCCCUCGUCGUGGCGCCCAAGAUCAACAAGAUCUGA
Messenger RNA from Setaria italica (foxtail millet), 773 nucleotides. Its product is annotated as zinc finger A20 and AN1 domain-containing stress-associated protein 12. The coding region runs from base 60 to 773 and encodes 237 amino acids. The record is from RefSeq and is a predicted model, not a curated record. NCBI's taxonomy places the organism in Eukaryota, Viridiplantae, Streptophyta, Magnoliopsida, Poales, Poaceae. Gene Ontology annotation, molecular function: DNA binding; zinc ion binding. The transcript has a single exon.